Molecule: messenger RNA, 1284 nt
Organism: Sycon ciliatum
Lineage: Eukaryota; Metazoa; Porifera; Calcarea; Leucosolenida; Sycettidae
Exons: 7
Coding region: 203-1009 (268 amino acids)
Source: RefSeq, a predicted model, not a curated record
UGAUGCACUUCAUGGCGUGUCUGUUGAUGGCAGUGUAGCGCAUUGCGCUGACUGGUCUACCUGUUGCUGCCAGUACCACUGCUAAUGUGUGUGCUGCUAGCCCUCGACCUGCCUCUCUAGACUCUACUCUGGACACGCGCCUUUUCAGUCAAAGGACGCUGUUUUCUUGUUAGCGAGCAUCCGGUAAAGGAGAAGAAAAAGUAUGUCGGACCAGACGACCUCACCGAACUUGAAGAGAGAUGGCACUAUGGUGGCCACUGCACAGGAGGGCAAGGGCUUUCUAGAGGCUACAGGCUUCAAGGAUGACGACGCGAAGACUCGCUCGCAAGUCACCAGCCCGCCGAAAAUCGUCAGGCAGACGACCAUGCAAGCCACGGCCAAGGAAGCAAAUGACUUUGUCGGCAGCAUUAGUCAUGGACGAACCCGUUCAGCUACGCGCCGGAGGAGCGGGGCAGCCAGUGAAAGCGGCGGCAGUGCUGACACCACGCCAGUGAAGAAGCCGGCAAUGAAACGUGCCGGAACGAUGGCGGCCACCGCAAAGGAAGGCAAAGAAUUCUUAGAGAGACAGGAGAAAGAGAAGGAGAAGGAAAAGGAGGCAGCCGCAGCUGAGCCAGAACCUGAGCCAGAGAAGGAAGCCCAGCCGAAUCCAUCACUAAAGCGGGACACGACGAUGGCUGCAACCGCAAAAGAAGGCCAGGCUUUCCUUGACAGCCAGCCAGCAGCAGCUCCACGUCGCUCCGAUGCCAACUCAUCUGCAGCUGAGGACAAGGCAGAGCCUGACAAGGCAGACCAGGACUCGGCUGUACCUGACCUGAAGCGUGCCGGCACGAUGGUGGCCACGGCAGCGGAGGCUAAGACCAUUCUUGGAGAUGCAGCUCCGGCUGGAGCUACACGCGCCGAGUCGGCCGCACUAUCCACAGCACUGGAUACUACUACAUGUACUACGUCAGAGAAGCGAGAGCACACCGGUGAUGAUGCUGGCAGUGACGCAAAACGGGUGAAGGAGUGAAGGAGUGAAAACAACGUGGAUCGCUUGAUUUGCUGAGAUACCGAGGCAAUGCUAUUUGCCUCGAACUGAUCAAAUGGACAUACUAUUGUACCAGGAGAAUGAUCACUGAACUGACUGAUUUGUUGAAUUUCGUGCCACCCCUGACUAACUGUGAUUAGAGUGUAUCUGUGUUGUCUCUUCUAAUGAUUUGUGACCCCUAGGAAACCUAUUUCUGGUCGAAUUCCCUUUACCAAGCCCUGGUAAUGAAGCUUUGGCUGACAUCUGUUGGCUUCCGA